CGUUUCUCUUUCUCUUUCUCUCUCUAAAAAUUCUCUCUCUCUCUCUCCAAAACUUCUCUGCAAAUUUCGGCUUUAUUUUUUUUCAAAUUAAGGCAACGUUUCGGCUUCUUAGAGCUCCCGAUUCCUGAGAUCCCCAUGAGAAAUUGUUGAAAGCUCAUACAGAAAAUAUAAAUUGUGCACCAUCUUGGGUAGCAUAUUUAUCGAAUAACUGGUGAAAUUAGUGACAGUGAGGUGGGGUGUCUGAAAUUGUUUGUAUUUAUACUGGUGAGAGUGCCCAGAUUGUAUUUGUGAUCCUUUUUCUUAGAGGGGUUGCUUAUUUCUUUUGUUUUCAUAUCGAUUGAGUGGGCUGAGCAUAUUAAUUAUUGUAAAAAUACUAAGUCAGGCCUGGCUCUGGAGAGCUACUUAGACUCUGGCCACCAAAGGGCGGUGCCUCCUAUGGUGCCUUCUCGGGUGGCUGGAGGAAUAGCUCAGUCUUCACCAAGUUCUGGAAUUUUCUUCCAAGGGGAUGGGCAGUCUCAGCUUGUAGUUAACUCACACUUGAGCUCAUCUUUCGGGAACUCUUCUAAUUCCAUUCCCGGAACUGGGCGUUCAAAUCUCGGUCCGGUUUCUGGGGACAUGAAUAAUGCAGUUUUGAGCGGUGUGGCGAACUCAGGUCUAAGUGUUGGGGCAAGUUCUUUGGUCACAGAUGCAAACUCUGUACUUUCUGGAGGUCCCCAUUUGCAAAGAAGUGCAAGCAUCAAUAACGAGUCAUACAUGCGCUUACCAGCAUCACCCAUGUCCUUCUCUUCCAACAAUAUUAGCAUGUCAGGGUCAUCGAUUGUGGAUGGGUCUUCCGUAGUGCAACAAAAUUCUCAUCAUGACCAGAAUUCUCAACAAAUUCAGCAGAAUCAGCAACACCAGAACCAACGGCAGCAAGGGCCUUCUAGUGCUACUUCCUUACCAACAUCCCAAACUGGUCAGGUUUCCCUUCCCAUGGGAGCGCGAGUACCUGGAACCUUUAUUCAGGAUCCAAACAAUUUGGCCCAUGUCGAGAAAAAACCCCGUCUGGAUAUCAAGCAGGAAGAUAUUCUACCGCAACAGGUGAUACAACAGUUACUGCAAAGACAGGAUCCAAUGCAACUCCAAGGUCGAAAUCCCCAGUUACAAACCAUGCUUCAGCAACAGAGAUUACGGCAACAGCAACAGCAACAGAUUUUGCAGUCAAUGCCUCAACUCCAGAGGGCCCAGUUGCAGCAGCAGCAGCAGCAGCAGCAACAACAACAACAGUUGAGACAACAGCAAUUUCAACAACAAGCAAUGCAGCCAGUAUCUUCCAUUAAGCGCCCCUAUGAUGGUGGCGUAUGUGCUCGUAGGCUGAUGCAAUAUUUAUACCACCAGCGGCAACGACCUGCUGACAAUAGUAUUGCUUAUUGGAGGAAGUUUGUUACAGAGUAUUACUCUCCUCGUGCGAAGAAAAGAUGGUGCCUGUCAUUAUAUGAUAAUGUUGGGCAUCACGCACUCGGUGUUUUCCCUCAGGCUGCUAUGGACGCGUGGCAAUGUGACAUUUGUGGUUCUAAAUCUGGAAGGGGUUUUGAGGCGACAUUUGAAGUGCUUCCUAGACUUAAUGAAAUCAAAUUUGGCAGUGGAGUCAUCGAUGAGCUUUUGUUCUUGGACUUGCCACGUGAAUGUAGAUUUCCUUCUGGUGUCAUGAUGUUGGAGUAUGGGAAAGCAGUUCAAGAGAGUGUAUAUGAGCAACUUCGUGUUGUUCGGGAGGGUCAGCUUCGUAUCAUAUUUACGCAAGAUUUAAAGAUAUUGUCUUGGGAAUUCUGUGCAAGACGACAUGAAGAACUUCUUCCUCGUAGGUUGGUUGCUCCGCAGGUGAAUCAGUUGGUUCAAGUUGCUCAGAAAUGUCAAAGCACAAUAGCUGAAAGUGGAUCCGACGGGAUCUCUCAGCAGGAUCUACAAACAAACAGCAAUAUGGUACUGACAGCUGGACGGCAGCUUGCAAAGAGUUUGGAGUUGCAGUCGUUAAAUGACUUGGGUUUUUCCAAAAGAUAUGUGAGGUGUUUGCAGAUCUCAGAAGUUGUCAAUAGCAUGAAGGACUUGGUUGACUUCUGCAGGGAGAACAAAGUUGGGCCAAUUGAGGGCUUGAAGGUUUAUCCUCGGCAUGCUACCGCGGCCAAGCUCCAGAUGCAAAAGAUGCAGGAAAUGGAGCAGUUAGCAAGUGCUCAGGGUUUGCCCACCGACAGGAACACACUCAAUAAGCUAAUGGCAUUGCAUCCUGGACUGAAUAACCAAAUGAAUAACCACCAGAUGGCUGGUGGGCGUGGAGCUAUGAGCGGUUCAGCACAAGCUGCUCUGGCACUAACUAAUUACCAGAAUCUGCUCUUGAGGCAGAACUCAAUGAAUUCAAAUGCGAACUCUCUUCAACAGGAGGCAUCUUCUUCCUUCAAUAAUUCCAAUCAUAGCCCAUCUUCAACAUUCCAAGGAGGUGCCGCUGCUUUAAUACCAGGAUCCAUGCAGAGCUUACCUGGUAGUGCCUUGUCAAGUCCCCAUCUACCCUCGCGACAGCCGCAGCAGCUGCAGCAGCGGUCACUUAGUUCCAAUAGCUUGCUACAACAAAAUCAUUCAACCGGCUCCCAAGGCAACCAGGCCUUGCAGCAACAGAUGAUCCAGCAACUGCUACAGGAGAUGUCCAAUAACAGCGGGGGAGGACAACAAUCUCUUCCCAGUCCAAGCGCAAAUGGGAGUGUGGGAAGGAAUGGAUUGAGUUUUGGAGGCAACAAUCCAGCUGCAGCUCCAUCCACCUCCAAUAUGUCUGGUAGUCACGGCCCUGCUCCAAGCAGGAGUAACAGCUUCAAAGCCACUGCAAACAGUGACUCUUCCGCAGGAGGUGGUGGCGGCGGUGGUAACAAUGCCUACAACCAGCGAGCCCCGGAUUUACCCUCAAACCUUCACCUGCAGGAGGAUCUGGUACAAGACAUUGCCCGUGAAUUCACAGAAAAUGGUUUCUUUAACAGCGAUCUUGACGAUACCAUGUAUGGCUGGAAGGCGUGACGCUAACAUAAUUUGGCCUAAAUUGGCUCCCAUUGGGUAUGUGGCCGGCAUAUAUCUUUGUACAGGACAAUUUAAAAUAGCAGUUUUUCACCCCCUUUCGUUUCGAUUUGGUCUCAGUAUUGUUGUGACAUCGUGCACUUGUACUUGGGUAGUUCAGUUGAGUAGGAAUUUUUUGUGUUUUUUGAAGGUGUUUAUGUGUCUCCGUGUCUUGCAAGUGUAAUCUAUUGGACCAAAAACAACUCUUGAGAACAGCUUUAAAUUUCCCAGUUAUAUGAUAUUUUACAUAUUUCACUUCUGGUUUCUGCAAA
Messenger RNA from Malus domestica (apple), 3344 nucleotides. Its product is annotated as probable transcriptional regulator SLK2. The record is from RefSeq and is a predicted model, not a curated record. Lineage: Eukaryota; Viridiplantae; Streptophyta; Magnoliopsida; Rosales; Rosaceae. Gene Ontology annotation, cellular component: transcription regulator complex; nucleus. Gene Ontology annotation, biological process: negative regulation of transcription by RNA polymerase II; positive regulation of transcription by RNA polymerase II.